AUGGCACCAGUCGGACUGCCUCCUGGCUUCAGGUUCCACCCAACAGACGAAGAGCUUGUCAACUAUUAUCUCAAGAGGAAAAUCAAUGGCCAAGAAAUUGAACUCGACAUUAUUCCUGAGGUUGAUCUCUACAAAUGUGAACCCUGGGAGUUAGCAGAGAAAUCGUUCUUGCCAAGUAGAGACCCGGAGUGGUACUUCUUUGGACCGAGGGACAGAAAAUACCCGAAUGGGUUCAGAACCAACAGAGCGACUCGGGCCGGAUAUUGGAAGUCUACUGGAAAGGACAGGCGGGUUACAUGCCAGACCCGACCCAUUGGAAUGAAGAAGACGUUGGUUUACUACAGAGGCCGAGCUCCUCAGGGGAUUAGAACUGAUUGGGUCAUGCAUGAAUAUCGCCUCGACGACAAAGAGUUUGAGGACACCUCCGGAAUUCAGGAUACAUAUGCACUUUGUCGGGUGUUCAAGAAAAAUGGAAUCUGCUCUGAAAUUGAUCAAGAGCAAGGGCAAUGUAGUAUAUCAUUACUUGAAGGGUCGCAGGGUGUGAUAAAUGAUUAUGAAACCAUGUCUCCAGAUGUUACCAUGGCAUCAUCAUCAUGCAUGGAUGAGGAAGAUAAAGAUGAUUCAUGGAUGCAGUUCAUCACAGAUGAUGCAUGGUGUUCUUCUAGCGCAGCUAUGGGUGGUGCUGGUGGUGGUGAAGAAAUCUCUCGCAUGGCAUUCACAAACUAAAGAGUUCAUAGCAUGCAUGGAAUGGAAUGGAUGAUUGGUGGCGAAUAACAUAAACUGGAUAUAUCUUUUAUAUAAUAAGACACUUUUUUCCAAACAGUUCCUAAGAUUUUCUCAAUUUUCAUAAUUUGUAGAUUAAUUAUCUUUACUGGGAUAUGAUGGUAUGGUUAUUGGGUUGCUUCAUUACAUAGGGUCAUAUUAUCAUCAGAUGACUCUCUGGAAUUUUAUUUUUUAUUAGCCUCUUCUU
This is a messenger RNA of Corylus avellana, 970 nucleotides long. RefSeq names its product NAC domain containing protein 57 (gene NAC057). Lineage: Eukaryota; Viridiplantae; Streptophyta; Magnoliopsida; Fagales; Betulaceae. Gene Ontology annotation, molecular function: DNA binding. The record is from RefSeq and is a predicted model, not a curated record. Gene Ontology annotation, biological process: regulation of DNA-templated transcription.